Messenger RNA from Mangifera indica (mango), 3273 nucleotides. RefSeq names its product disease resistance protein Roq1-like. Gene Ontology annotation, biological process: signal transduction; defense response. Gene Ontology annotation, molecular function: ADP binding. The record is from RefSeq and is a predicted model, not a curated record. NCBI's taxonomy places the organism in Eukaryota, Viridiplantae, Streptophyta, Magnoliopsida, Sapindales, Anacardiaceae. Bases 1 to 3273 code for a protein of 1090 amino acids. The transcript is spliced from 7 exons.
AUGGCUUUUUCCUCUUCUCAAGUGAAGUAUGAUGUUUUCCUCAGUUUCAGAGGUGAGGACACUCGAGACAAUUUUACCAGCCACCUCAAAGACGCGUUGUGUGGGAGAAAGAUUGUUACUUUCAUCGAUGAUCAACUUGUAAGAGGAGAUGAGAUAUCACCAUCUCUUUUGAGUGCGAUUAGUGGAUCAAAGAUUUCAAUCAUCAUAUUCUCGAAAGGUUAUGCUUCUUCUACAUGGUGCCUCCAAGAACUUGUUGAGAUCCUCAAUUGCAAGAGAAUGUACGGUCAGAUUGUGAUUCCAGUGUUCUAUCAUGUAGAUCCAUCAGAUGUAAGGAAGCAAACAGGGACUUAUGGAGAUGCAUUUGGCCAGCAUGAAGUAAGAUAUAUGGAGAAAAAAGAGAUGUUGCAGAGAUGGAGGAAUGCUUUGACUGAAGCAGCCAAUAUAUCUGGCUUUGAUUCAAAUAAAAUCAGGCCUGAAUCGAAACUUGUUGACACAAUUACUGAAUGCAUUUUGGAGAGUUUGAAUGAUAAGUCUUAUAGCGAUAAUAAGAAAUUGGUUGGAGUAGCAAUGAAGAUCCACGAAAUUAAAUCUUUAUUGUCUGAUCAGUCAAGUAAGGUAUGCAAGGUAGGACUUUGGGGUAUGGGUGGCAGAGGCAAGACGACUCUUGCUGAAGCAGUCUUCAAUGAAAUCUCAAGUCGAUUUGAAGCUUCGUAUUUUGCUCGAAAUGUUAGGGAAAAAGCAUCAAAUUCAAAACAAAUAGAAGAAUUCACUGAAUGUCCUAAAGUCCUGGGUUUUGGAAGUCAAAUCAUUAUAACCACAAGGGAUAAACAAUUGCUAACAAUUUGUGGAUUGGAUGAUUCUACCAUAUAUGAGGUCAAAGGAUUAGAUAGCGUCGAAUCUCUUACACUUUUUAAACAACAUGCCUUCAAAAAAAACCAACCAAUUGAUGAAGUUUACUUGAAGCUUUCAGAAAGAGUUAUACGUUAUACAAGAGGUUUGCCUUUAGCACUUAAAGUUUUGGGUAGCCAUCUACUUGGUAAAGAAGAACUUAUUUGGAAAAGUGCACUGGAUGAUUUACAAAAAUCUCCGUGUGGGGGUAUCCAAAAGGUGCUUAAGAUCAGUUACGAUGGAUUAUCUGAUGAAGAGAAGACUUUAUUUUUAGACAUUAUAUGUUUCUUUAAAGGAUGGGAUAAAUAUCUAGUUGGUACCUUCAGUUCACAUUCUAGAAUAAGAGAUCUUGUUGAUAAAGCUCUUAUAUCUGUUUCAUUUACCACAAUAGGAAUGCAUGAUUUGAUUGAAGAGAUGGGUUGGGAAAUUGUCCGACAAGAGUCAAUUAAUAAACUUGGCCAGCGCAAUCGAUUGUGGUAUCAUGAUGAUGUAUAUCAUGUAUUGAAAAAAAAUCUGGGAACUGAUGAAAUAAGAGGCAUGCUCUUUAAUAUGGUUGAAAUGACGGAGAUAGACUUAAAGUCUCAUGCUUUCUCAAAGAUGACUAAUUUAAGAGUCCUGGUUGUAAAGCACAUAUCUUCGAGAGACAAUAAUAAGAUUCAUGGUUUUGACAGCAUUGAAUUUGAUUUCACAAACCUUGAAAGUCUUCCAAACACCAUUUGUAAGUUGAAUUCUCUGAAAUAUAUUUGUAUCUCGGGUUGUUCAAAACUUGAAAGAUUGCCUGAUGACUUAGGAAAGUUAGAGAGCUUGGAAGGAAUCGAAGCUAGUGGAAUUACUGUUAAAGUGCUGCCUUCAGUUAUGGCUGCUCUAUCAGCUUUGCGAUUUUUAAGGAGAUUAGAGUUGAAUUACUGCAGCAUUACAGAGUUACCCAAUAAUAUUGACAAUCUGUCCUUACUCGUAGAUCUAGAAUUGGAAGGAAACAAUUUUGAGACCAUCCCAACAAACAUCAUGAACCUUUCGAAGUUACAAAGCCUUAACAUAAGGUUUUGUGAUAGGCUUCGAUCCUUACCAAAGCUUCCACGCAGCAUAAAAAAACUUCUGGCAGAUGGUUGCAAAUUGCUGAAAGAAUUAUCAGUUUUGACAAAUCUAAUAACUCCAGGACCUGAUAGAAGGACACUGAACUUGUUCAAUUGUGUCAGUCUGGAUUGGGACGCAAUCAGAAACAUUUUAAUUGGUUCUAUAUUGAAUACGUUCUCAAGUAAAAUUUACCGCUUCGCAUAUAAGGUAUCUCCCAAGCGAAAAUCUGAAUUUUGUUACCCUCAAUCAUUUGUGGUCAAUCUUGAAGCUGGAAUUUGUUAUCUUGGAAGUGACAUUCCGGAAUGGUUUAACAUUCAAAGUAGUGGAUCAGUUAUUCCCUUCCUACAAUUUGGAAUUUCUUACCCUGCUGGAAGUGGCAUUCCAGAACGGUUAAACAUUCGAAGUAGUGGAUCAUUUCGUCUCAAGCGAGAAGUUGAAAUUUGUUACCCUGGAAGUGACAUUCCGGAAUGGUUUAACAUUCAAAGUAGCGGAUCAGUUAUUAAGUUACCACAAGGUUCAUUCAAUGAGAAGGUUCUGGAUCUUGCCUUUUGUUUCAUUGUUGAAGUCGAAGAUAAUUCUGAUCAGUGUAAUUUCUUUGGUGUUAGUAGUUCGUUGCGACAGACUGGCCCUUAUAGCGACGGUGGUGGCAGUGGUGAACAGACUUAUCUUUUGACCAAGUGUGUUAAGUCAGAUCAUGUAUUAGUGAUAUAUGACCGCAUUAUAUGGGAGAUAUUUCACAGAGAAGAUUUUAAAUUCGCUUGUGAUAAGGAAGCCAUUUUCUCUUUCUAUCCCUCAUCUAGUUUUAGAUUUACAGAGAAAAAUUGGAUAAAAAAUAUAAAGAAGUGUGGGGUUCGUUUAUUGUUCACUGAUGAGUUGGAGGAAACCAUGAAAAGACCAGAAUGUUCCAUCUAUGAUGACGAACGUGGAUUUAAAUCUUCAAAUUUCUAUAAAGGCAAAUCCAGCUCAAGACAAUUGGGGCCUUCCAUAGUCAGCCAACCGCUACCGGACUGCAUGACCGAAAAAGGUGAAUUGGAGCGUCUGCCGAGGGAAGUGCUCAAGCACAGGUAUACCGACAAUGGUGAGCUGGAGGUUUUUGUUGCCUGGAAAAAUUUAUCAGAAUUUGAGAAUUCAUGGGAGCAGUACACUGCCUUCAAACAAGCUUUCCCACAAUUCCACCUUGAGGACAAGGUGCCUCUCGAUGGGAAGGGAAAUGUUAGGUCUAGAAUCUAUGUAUCACGCAAGAGGAAGAGAGCCCAAAUGAAGGGUACACCUGGCAACUUGAAGUUAAAGAUAGUGGCAGAAUUAAAUUAG